CUCUUGUUCUAUUAUUACCUGCAUUGCAUUGUAAGUAUAUAUUUCAGAAGUAUUAUUAGUAUUUGGAGGAAAAUUACACGUGUUAUUUAGAGAAGUUACUUGGGAAAUUGCACCAUACGUUACUAACUGCAUUAUGAAGAGCUAUCAAAUCUUGCUAAAACAGUCCACUCAUAAACGUGAAAUAGGACUACUGUGUAUUUGUUUUCAUAUGUUACAUGUGUGACAACAUGUGUUAGAGAUUCAGGCAGACCGAACAGGUAGUUCACUUAAGAGAAGACGAUGGAAUGAAAAAGCUCUUUGUCAGCCUGAUAUAUUAGUUCGUGUCUGAUUCAACAAACUGAUUCAACAAAUUCGAUGUUAGCAUCUCAGUUUUUACUGGUUCGUUUUUCUUUAACACGAGCUCACCAUUUUUAUCACGUUAAUCUUACCCAACGCAAAUAUAUCGUUCAGAUGCUGUAACUGAGCACAGUGUUUCUCUGAAUACAAGUUGUAUCGAUAUAUAACGACGACAUUUAUUUCCAACUAUAGGAAUUUUGUGACAUAAGUUCCGAGACUUUUCUGUCUGACUUCGUGAUCUGUGCAGACCGCUGCAGCCACAGACACAGGGACACGGGGACACAGACACAGGGACACGGGGACACAGACACAGGGCAUGACGAGGAGGACGUGAAGUCCACGAGCACAGAGUUACGACAGACAGAAAUACAAAUAUCAAACUCGGGACUGCAGCAGUAAUGGAUCUAUUCAAGCAACAGAAAGUGGAAGAUUUCUAUGAAAUUGGUGAAGAGCUUGGCAGUGGGCAGUUUGCCAUUGUGAAGCAAUGUCGAGAGAAAACUACAGGUUUGGAAUUUGCUGCCAAGUUUAUCAAAAAACGGCAGAGCAUGGCCAGCUCUCGUGGAGUGCGGCGAGAGGAAAUAGAGCGAGAGGUAAACAUCCUCCAGCAGAUUCAGCACCCCAACAUCGUCAUGCUGCACGACGUUUAUGAGAACCGCACUGAUGUGGUGCUUAUCCUGGAGCUAGUCUCUGGUGGUGAGCUGUUUGAUUUCCUGGCCCAGAAGGAGUCUCUGAGUGAGGAGGAGGCUACUCAGUUCAUCAAGCAAAUCCUUGAGGGGGUGAACUACCUUCACGCCAGAAAGAUAGCCCACUUUGAUCUUAAGCCUGAAAACAUAAUGCUUUUGGAUAAGAACACGCCCUUGCCAAGAAUAAAACUGAUUGAUUUUGGUCUUGCCCAUAAGAUUGAAGCUGGAGCUGAGUUCAAGAACAUCUUUGGAACUCCUGAGUUUGUAGCUCCAGAGAUUGUCAACUAUGAGCCCCUUGGAUUGGAAGCAGACAUGUGGAGCAUUGGUGUCAUCACUUACAUUCUGCUGAGUGGUGCCUCUCCUUUCCUGGGGGACACGAAACAGGACACACUGGGGAACAUUUCAGCCAUAAAUUAUGAGUUUGAUGAAGAGUUCUUCUGUCACACCAGUAAGCUGGCCAAGAACUUCAUCAGCCAGCUACUCGAGAAAGAUAAGAAGAAAAGAUUAACAAUUCAAGAUGCCCUCAAUCACCCAUGGAUCAAGUCCAAUGAGAACAAGGAAGAAAAUAAAGCCAGGGGGCCAAAGAAAAGUGAGCGGCGCCAGUUAAAGACCAAGCGCCUGAGGGAGUACACUAUCAAGUCCCACUCAAGCAUGCCACCCAACAACACCUACGUGAACUUUGAGCGCUUUGCCCAGGUUGUGGAGGACAUUGACCAGAUGGAGAGCUCGUUCAUUAGCCUGACAGCAGCCCACGACUCUCUGCAGGAAAAUAUAGAUGCCAUGGUCUCUAUUUAUAAUGAAAAGGAAGCCUGCUACAAGGAGGAGAAUGAGGCCAUGCGCCACGAGCUCUCACAAAUCCGCUACGAGUUCCGUAAGGUGGAGGCCUUGAAAAGGAGCCUGCAGGAUGACAUCCAAGCCUUCAGCUGCAGCCUCGGCGCCAUCAGCAACCGCUUCCAGGAGAGACAGAGCCGGUUUGAUGCCCUGGCCCUGGAACUAAGCAACGAGGUGAAGUGGGUACAGGAGGUCAUGGGGUCAUUUCAUACAGGUGAAGGUAGAAGAUACCCCAACUGCAGCUUCUCCUCAGCUUUCAACAACGUGAAUGAAACUCUGAAAGAGCUUUUAAACCGAUCCUGUGAAGGAGAACUGCUCUCUGGGAUCAACCUGGACUUUAGUGAAACUGGACAACAAAAAUGAUUUAAAAUACUAAAUCACAUAGAAAACAUUUAAAAGCAGCUAGCAGGAUUGUACUGUAGCAUGCCCAAAUAUUUAUUACACAAAGAUAUAGACACACUAAACUGUUUGUUUUAUAUGUAAAUAACAGAUUGCAUACUUCCAUACUGAAACUUUUUUUCAUAUGAACAAAAUCUUCUGUUCUAAAAUACUAUUAAAUGUUAAGCAAAGGCCUCGCUGUAACAAUCAACAUUCAUUUGUUGUGCUGUAUGUUGGAAAUAAGUACAGAGAUUUUUUAAAAAUGCCUUUUCUACUUGUUGUUUCUCAUUAAGUCUAAAAGAAAGAUUUGCUAUUUUGUUAUUCUGCCUUAACACACUGCCUGGCAAAAAAGUCGCCACCAAAUUAAAAGGUCACACACUCUAAUAUUUCGUUGGUCCGCCUUCAGCUUUGGGGCAUUCACUGUGGCAUUGUUUCAGUAAGCUUCUGCAAUGUCAGAGGAUUUAUUUCCAUCCAGUGUUGCAUUAAUUUUUCACCAAGAUCUUGAAUUGAUGAUGGUAGAGUCUGACCACUGUGCAAAGCCUUCUCCAGCACAGCCCAAAGAUUCUCAAUGGGGUUAAGGUCUGGACUCUAUGGUGGCCAAUCCAUGUGUGAAAAUGAUGUCUCAUGCUUACAGAACCACUAAUUCACAAUUUGAGCCCGAUGAAUCCUGGCACUGUCAUCUCGGAAUAGGCCCAUGCCAUCAGGAGAGAAAAAACCCAUUCAUGGAAUAACCUGGUCAUUCAGUAUAGUCAGGUUGAUUCAAAGAUUCAAAGUGUUUAUUGUCAUGUGUCAGGAGGGAAAAGGCAUUUCUCUGUGCAAUGAAAUUCUUUCUUUGCUGUCCACCCACAGAUACAGAUUAAUAUAUACAAUAGAAAUAGAACAUAUAGCUGGUCAGUGUGCUCUCCACACUGAGGUCAACUGCCCCCACAUUCUUGGAGCACAUACUGUUGCUGAACCUAGACCCAACCAACUGCAGCAACCCCAGAUCAUAGCACUGCCCCCACAGGCUUGUACAGUAGGCACUAGGCAUGAUGGGUGCAUCACUUCAUCUGCCUCUCUUCUUACCCUGAUGCGCCCAUCACUCUGCAACAGGGUAAAUCUGGACUCAUCAGACCACAUAACCUUCUUCCAUUGCUCCAGAGUCCAAUCUUUAUGCUCCCUAGCAAACUGAAGCCUUUUUUUUCCGGUUUGCCUCACUGCUUAGUGAUUUUUUUUACGGCUACGCAGCUGUUCAGUCCCAAUCCUUUCACUUCCCUUCAUAUUGUGUGUGUGGAAAUGCUCUUACUUUCACUUCUUGAUGCAUUCUCAAUCAUCCAGGAAAGUAAAUCUCCAAAAGUUGAAUCUGUUCAUC
This is a messenger RNA of Oreochromis niloticus (Nile tilapia), 3579 nucleotides long. It is a transcript of the gene dapk2a, whose product is annotated as death-associated protein kinase 2a. Gene Ontology annotation, molecular function: protein serine/threonine kinase activity; ATP binding. NCBI's taxonomy places the organism in Eukaryota, Metazoa, Chordata, Actinopteri, Cichliformes, Cichlidae. Gene Ontology annotation, cellular component: nucleus; cytoplasm. Gene Ontology annotation, biological process: protein phosphorylation; intracellular signal transduction; positive regulation of apoptotic process. The record is from RefSeq and is a predicted model, not a curated record. The coding region runs from base 735 to 2213 and encodes 492 amino acids. The transcript has 9 exons.